Molecule: messenger RNA, 2270 nt
Organism: Phanerochaete carnosa HHB-10118-sp
Lineage: Eukaryota; Fungi; Basidiomycota; Agaricomycetes; Polyporales; Phanerochaetaceae
Exons: 3
Coding region: 224-1909 (561 amino acids)
Biological process (GO): cell division
Cellular component (GO): plasma membrane
Source: RefSeq, a predicted model, not a curated record
GCAUAGUAAAUGACCUCGCAACUCACUUUGAAGAGUCCACAGACGGUCCGGACAUGAUGGUGUUCCGGCGCAGGAUGUGGUGGGCGGUCGAAGUUGCUGCAGCUGAUGAAGUUCAUGCGCUCGCCAACGAAGACGCCCUUCCCGUUCCUCCUACCACCACCAACGACAAUGCUACUGCAGUAUUCACCUCCUCAGCUUAUACCCGGAAUGCAAUCCGGAAGCUAUGCCUAUUCUUGGCUGUGUCUUCUGGUCGCACUUGGCGGAGCUCACAACGGGAAACGGCCGAGGUGGGCAAGCUAGUGCCUCCGUGCACUUGCCGUGCACCACCUCCGCUUUCACUUGGACCACGAUGUCUUUCACGCUGCUCACCCUGCCGCAGGUCGCUCUCCGGACAUCCUCAACGUCACAGUCCGGCCAACUCGCCGUAGAGUGUCUCUCCAAUAGCGAUGGCCCAGACACCAGACUAGCUCUCGUGUUCCACCUCGGAUCGCAUUCUCUCAGGCUCGGUCCUGGAACCCCUGUGAAACUCUUCAUCGCUCAUAACGGGCAGCGGACAUAUGCCUUUGAUCCAGGGAACGCAGUGCAGAGCGGUCAGGAGAAAGGCGACUCGACGGUUCACCUUGUCAUCCCGCCACCUACAGAAGACGCCCCGCACCUUGCGCACGACAUAGAGGCCUUGGACCAUCUCCUCAUGCAGUAUACAGACCUGUCCUGGGCUCAUGAGUCCUCAACACUUGCCCCACCGUCUCUCCCUGCGCGCCCUCGCACUCCCUCUGCUCAACCGGCGCACCAUGAGCACCAGUCGAAUGUCAAGGAUAAUGUGGAACAUGCGAAGCCAGUUGCAGACCCCGACCUCCGUGGCCGCCUGGUGCUUAUGGACGAGUCCAAUGGAGACAUCGUUGGCGAGUUCCCAAAUCAGCUGGACAUCCGCGAAGACUCGACUGUGCCGAACAACGCAGCGGCGUCGGACCCUGUCGUGCUCGAGAUGCAGCCAGCUAUGUACGAUGCAUGCACAGGCGCGGGGCCGGUCGGUGCUAUUAGUGACGACCUCCUCGAAGCGCGAGAGGUCAUUGCAAGCGCGGUUCCGCCUGAGGAGCAGGACUGGCUCAUGAAAGGUGCUACACUGAUCAGCCAAGCAAUCUCUGGUUCUACGUCACUGCUGGUCACGGGCAUAACAUCCGCCUCAAGUUUCUACAUCGCGCACUCAAAGCCGGGAUCCCCGAAGAUUCCUCCAGGCGACGCAUCUCCGAACCCAGGGCUGACGCCGUCCGCUUCGUCAAAUGCGUUAGCCAAGGCGCAUGCGUUCAGCGGUUCAGCUCGUGCGGUGACACAGCGCACGUCUGACAUGAUUGGGGACAUGAUCACUCGCGCGAUGGGCGGGAAAAGCAAGAGCACAUCACCGACCCCGUCAAACAGCGCACCUGCAAGCGCGAGCAGCACCCCGCCGUAUGCUUCGCCCGAACUUCAGGGGCCACCCCCGCCAUAUGCAGUGUACACGCCUAAGCGCAGGCUACAGGUUACGCGCGGGCAGUCUGAGAAGACCGUUUCCGAAAGCGAGGAGGCCGAAGAGGUCGAGCCUGAGACAUCGAAGGGUCCGCCCGGCAUCAAGGACAAGCUUUUUAUGUCAGCGAACCUGAUCAUCACGACAGUGGACGACUCGGCGCGGCGGGUGUUUGAGGUCGGCACAGACAGUCUUGGCGCUGUUGUGGGACACAAGUAUGGUCCGGAAGCACAGCGGUCGACACACCUCGCCUCACACACAGCACGCAACAUCGUACUCGUGUAUGUUGACAUGCGUGGUUUCGCAAGGCGGGCGCUGUUGAAGAGGGCCGGUAAGGAAUUUGUUAAGGCUCGGGUCGGUGGAAAUAAGAAUCCGCCGGCUGUAGCUGAUACUGUUACGCAAGCAUGAAUCCUUUGAGGUACGCCUAUUGUUUGCAUGAGUAUACUCUUAACACCUGGAUAGUGACGUUAGAAGUGUAGGAAUGUUGUUAAUCGGGUUGCUCUGGACCAUAUUGGGCUACUCUUUCGUGGGCAAUAUAGUUCAAAGGUCGUGGACUUCGUUGCAUCAAUGUCACUUCUUGAUAACAGGGAGUGGAAUAUGUCCUGCCAUUGCUUUUGAUUGGCCGAUGCUUACAUUGCCUGCCGCUGCGAUCUUCCUCAGUUACCCACGGCGAAGACGGCGAAGACAUUCUUACGAACUGUAUUCAAUACCACUAUGGCGGCCAACCGCAUGGAGAUAACGUGUGUACGGCCAUCUGAGCGAUCUGAUA